Sungouiella intermedia is the source of this 1443-nucleotide messenger RNA. NCBI's taxonomy places the organism in Eukaryota, Fungi, Ascomycota, Pichiomycetes, Serinales, Metschnikowiaceae. The record is from the annotation of a GenBank genome assembly.
AUGUCCAAUACCUUUGCACCAGUAGUCAACGAUCCUCUUACAAAUGGUCAUGUGGUGAAUGCCAACAACUGUCCCACAGAUGACCAAGAUGUUCGCAAAGAGCUUCGCAAAUUGGGCGAACCUAUUACACUUUUCGGUGAGCGAGAAGUUGAGAGAAGAGAGAGACUUCUACGGCUCCUUAGUGAACAGAGACACACCGACUUCGGCAUUGCCGAGCUCGAGAGGAGCGACGACAACCUGAUGGAGCACACAAGUGAGGAAGAAGUUGAUGAAGAGGAGUUCUACACGCCUGGACUGGAUGAGCUAUUGGCUUCUCGAAAGUAUAUUCUAGAGACCUCUGUAGAGAAGGCUGCAAGAAGAUUGAAACUACAGAAACAACAGGCGACAGACUACGACGCUGCACGCACAUUGAAGCACAGGCGACACAUCAACAGCGAACUUGGAGAGUUUGAAUUGAACGGUACAUACACUUUACAAGGAAACACCCGGACUUUGAGUGGUAUCAGAGUCAAUUCGAGCGAUAAUAAGGUGGCGUGCGGAUCUUGGGAUGGAAACUUCUUUAUUUUGGAGCGUGGAAGUCCAGAUAAUUUCAAACAGGUCUGUCGGCUGGCACCAGGCAACCAUACGGAGAAAGUAACAAUAGCAUGGAGUCCAAACGAAGAAGACCUUCUUGUUUCUGGAGGAGCAGAAGGAACGCUCAAUGUGUGGAAAGUGACUGGUGAGUCCAAAUUGAAACCUUCAACAUCCGUGAAACAGGCUCAUUCCGGUCGAAUUGCCAAAACAGAGUUCCAUCCCAGUGGAAAAUACGUAACCACCACAUCUCAUGAUCAGACUUGGAAGAUGUGGGAUCUCAACCGCAUGAAGGACUUUCUUGUGGAACAGGAGGGCCAUGACAAAGAGGUAUGUGCUGCAAGCUUCCACCCUGACGGAAGUAUACUAGCUACUGGUGGGUUAGACGCCAUAGGACGAAUUUGGGACCUUCGGAGUGGUCGUUCCAUUGCGGUACUCCAGGGUCAUAUCAAAGGUAUUUAUAGUAUGGACUGGUCUCCCAAUGGGUAUCACCUUGCCAGUGCUAGCGGAGACUGCUCGGUGAAGAUCUGGGACAUGAGAAAGACCGAGGCAGAGCUCUUCUCCAUUCCAGCCCACACAAAGUUGGUCAGCGACGUGAGAUUUCUUCAGCGCAUUGAGAACAGUCCAUUGGCUGUAGCGCAGACGGAUGAAACUGGCAACAACCCCAAGGUACUAGAUGCGUCAGGUAGUUGCCUUGCUACAUCCUCGUUUGACGGAACCGUCAAGCUCUGGUCCGCAGACAACUGGGUGGCAGUUAAGACGUUACGUGGACAUACAGAUAAGGUGACGAGCUGUGACAUAAGUCGAAACGGGCUGUACGUGGUCAGUUGUGGAUGGGACCGGGUCAUGAGAGUAUGGAGUAAGUUGGUGUGA